Hansenula ciferrii is the source of this 3648-nucleotide messenger RNA. RefSeq names its product DNA-binding transcription factor ADR1 (gene ADR1). Gene Ontology annotation, molecular function: DNA-binding transcription factor activity, RNA polymerase II-specific; RNA polymerase II cis-regulatory region sequence-specific DNA binding. The record is from RefSeq and is a predicted model, not a curated record. The coding region runs from base 1 to 3648 and encodes 1215 amino acids. The transcript has a single exon. Lineage: Eukaryota; Fungi; Ascomycota; Saccharomycetes; Phaffomycetales; Wickerhamomycetaceae. Gene Ontology annotation, cellular component: chromatin. Gene Ontology annotation, biological process: regulation of transcription by RNA polymerase II.
AUGUCUUUGACUCAUUCACCAUUCAAUUUUGUCAAAACUUCAAGUGGACAACAAGAUCAAGGUCAAAAUCAAAAUCAAAAUCAAAAUCAAAUGAAUAAUCAAAUGAAUAAUCAAUCUCAUCCAAAUGGUGUUGCUUAUCAUCACGGAGUUGAUGGUUCUCAUACUGGUGCUGGUUCUGUUGAUUUAGGUUUCAGUUCAAGCAAUUUCACUUAUCAACAUGAACAAGAAGUUGAAAUACCCAAUGUUAACAAUGAUUCUUCUUCAACUUCAACAACUACAACUACUAUUAAUACUGCUGGUCAGCCAAUAACUACAACAAAUAAUAAUAUGAAUUCUAAAAUUAAUAAAAGAUUAGAUAGUAUACCUGAAAAUUUAGGUAGAAAUGGUAAAACUCCAAGUGGGAAACCAAGAUUAUUUGUUUGUAAUGUUUGUACAAGAGCUUUUGCAAGACAUGAACAUUUAAAAAGACAUGAAAGAUCUCAUACAAAGGAAAAACCUUUUAGUUGUGGUGUAUGUCAAAGAAAAUUUUCAAGAAGAGAUUUAUUAUUAAGACAUGCUCAAAAAUUACAUGCUGGUUGUGAUGAUGCAAUUAAAAGAUUAAGAAGAAAAUCUGCUCGUUCAAAAUCAGUUUCAAGUCCAACUCCUCAAUAUCAAAUUGAUGAAAAAUCUGAAUCAAAUUCAUUAGAAUCUCAAUCUGUUCAACCUCCUAUAAGACAAUUGAAAAGACAAAAAACUAAUGAAUCUUUUAAUUCAAAUAAUUCAUCAUCUUCUACAAAUCAACAUCAUCAUCAACAACAACAAAAUCCAACAAAUAACUCAAAUUUAUUAUUUGGAAAUAGUCAUAGUGCACAAUAUAAUCAACUUCAUAAUCAACAUAGAUUUGUUAAUGAAGGUCGUCGUUCUUCAUUUUCUGCUGCUUCUGCUGCAAAUUAUGCAAGUGUUCCACAAACUCAAAAUUAUCAAGAUUCGGUGGAAUUUUCAACUCCUCAAUUAUUACCAGUUGAUAAUAUUUUAGGAACAAAUUCUCAAGAUCAUAAUAGUAUUAAUAAUUGGUUAUCAGAUAUUAAUACUUUACCUGGGUUAGACUUCUUGAAUAAUUUUUCAUUAACUGAUGCUCAAAAUCACACUGGUGGUGGUAAUAUAACAAAUUCUGGAAAUCAAAAUCAAGGUUCAGUUUCAAUUGGACCAACAACACUUGCAAGACAUAAUACUACAUUAGGCUUUCAACAAGAUUCAAAUACACCUUCUUCAUUAUUAUCAGAAUCAAGAGUUUCUCCAUCAUCAAGUAAUUCAAGACCAAGAAGACAUUCAAGAAAACAAUCAAGAAAAUCUUCAACUGUUAAUGUUAAAAGAGAAAAUGAUAUUUUUGGUUAUUCAUUUUAUGAUGAUGAUUAUACAUUUGCAAAUCAACAUGAAGAUUAUAAUGAUAUUAAAUUUUCUUAUCCAAAAUUACCUUCAUCAUAUUUAAAAGAUUCAAAUUCAAAUUCUUCACCUGAUGAUACAGCUAAUAAUUCUUCAACAAAUUUUAAUGAUUAUGAUUUAUUAUCUGAAUUAGAAGUUCCAAAUCAUGAAGAAAAAAUCUUAGCUGCUGGUUAUUCAUUUUAUGGAAGUAAUGAUUUUGCCCCUUCAACUAUAUCACCAUCUAAUAUGUUUUUCAAUGAAAAUAAUAACAAUCAUAUUAAUAAUCAUAAUACUAAUAAUUUUACUGUUUCUAAUAUGGAUGUUGAUCAAUUAUUAAAUUCUAAUAACAACUAUAGUGUCAAUAAUUCAAAUGCAUUUUCAAAUCAAAAUCAAUUAAAUAAUGGUAAUUUAUCAAAUCAUUUAUUAUUUACAGAAAAUAUGAAAUCAACAAUUGAAAAAGUAUUAGCUAAAUAUCCAUUUGUUAAUAUACCACCUCCAGAUUUACCUUCAUUAGAUGUUUUAAAUUCAUUUGCAGAAAAUUUUAAAACUAAAUUCCUAAGUCAUUAUCCAUUUAUUCAUAUUUCAACUUUAAAUGAAUUAAAUAUGCAUGAAUAUACCAAAAAUAAAGAAUUACCAAAUGAUUUAACAUCUCAUGUUUGUUUACCUUUAUUAAUUGCAACGACUGGUUCGUUAUACACAAAUAAUAAAAAGAUUUCUGCUGAUUUAUAUGAAAUUUCAAGACGUUGUAUUCAUGUUUAUCUUGAUUUAAGGAAAAAAACUGAUGAUAUUGAAAAAGCAACAACUCAUAAUAGUCCUUUAUGGUUAGUUCAAUCUUUAAUUUUAAGUGUUUUGUAUGGAUUAUUUGCUGAAUAUGAUGAAUCUGAUUUAAGUGUUAUUUUAAGACAAGUUAAUGCACUUUGUACAUUAAUUAAAGUUUCUAAAUUUACAAGUUUAAAAUUUGAACAUGAAAAUAUUGAAAUUAAUGAUGGAUAUUUUAAAGAAUAUAUUAUGUAUCAAUCAAAAAUUAGAACAGUUUUCAUGAUUUUUAAUAUUUCAAGUAUGUUGACAUGUUUUUAUGAAAUUUCACCAUUUAUUAAAUAUAGAGAAAUUAAAUGUGAUUUACCAGAUUUAGAAAGUUUUUGGGAUUGUUUAAACCUUGAUGAAUUUAAACAAGUUUGUGUUAAAAAUAGUUCAUUAAAUUAUUCAUUAAAUUUGGAAAAAAUUAUAAAUGAUAUGUUGAUGAAUAAUCAAAUUUCUUAUAAAUUAAGUGAAUUUGGUGCAAAUAUUGUUAUGUUUAGCUUAUUACAAUAUUUUUAUUUUAAUAAAAAACAAAGUUUAACAAAUAAUUUUGCUGGUAUUUCACCAUUUCAUUCAAAUUCUUCAAAUUUAGUUAAAAAUUAUAAAUGGGAAAAUAUGUUGAUUAAUGAAAGUUUAAAUAUAAAUUUAGAAUCAAUUUUGUUAAAAAAUAUCUUGGUUAUUAGAUCAUUAAAGAUUGAUUUAUCUAAAAUGAAAGAUUCAAUGUGGAAUAGACGUUGGAAUGAUUUAACUGAAGAAUUUUCCAAAAUUAAUGCUAAAAAUGAUGAUUUAAUUGAUGCUUGUGAUUAUUCCAUAAGAACCAUUAGUUUAAUUUUCAUCAAUGAUGUUAAUUCUUCAAAUUUUAGAAAAUGUCUUUCAUUAACUUUACAAUGUUUAAUGUUCAAUUUUGUUUAUAUUGCAAGAUUUUUACAUUCAUUUGAAAAAAGAAUUUUAAAUAAACCAACUACUUCAAUAACUCCAUCUAAUUUAAAACCAUCAGAAUUAAAACUUAUUUCUAAAAAUUUUUCUAUUUAUAUCAAAAUUGCUAAAUUUUUGGCUGAUUUAGAACAAAUUAUGGUUAAAAAUUUUGGGUAUAAUGAUCCAGAAAGUAAAUUAGCAACAAAAGAAUUUGAUGAAUCAAGAUUUAAUUUUGGAAUUGCACCAAGAUUAUUAAAUGAAGCAGAAUAUUCAACCAAUAUUAAUCCAAUUCAAGUUUAUCAAGUUGCUAAAUUAAGAUUAUCUUCAAAUAUUUUAAAGAUUGGACAAUUUGUUUAUAGUCAUGUUUUUGAAGAAGAAAUGAAUUUUAAUAUUUUUAAAAGUUUAAGCGGUGGACUUUACCAUUUAAGAAUUAAUCUUGAUAAUGAACAUCAACAAGAUCAACAUCAAUUUCAACAACAACAGCAAAAAUAUCAACAACAACAACAGCAGCAACAACAACAACAACAUGUAUGA